This is a messenger RNA of Acaulospora morrowiae, 998 nucleotides long. The record is from the annotation of a GenBank genome assembly. Lineage: Eukaryota; Fungi; Glomeromycota; Glomeromycetes; Diversisporales; Acaulosporaceae.
CUCAAUCGGGUUUUGGAAGUGGAAGUGGACAGUUGAAUCAUCAACCAUCUCCGUUGCAAGUUCAAUCAUCUCAAUCAGCUUAUGGAUGUGGUUUUCCGAAUUUGGGAUUUGGAAGUGGACAAUCCAACUAUCAACCAUCUACGUCAACAUUUUCACAAGAUCAAUCAGUUUAUGGACAAUCGAACUAUCAACCUUAUUUUCAGGGUUUUGGAAGUGGAAGUAAUGAUCAAACAUAUUCGUCAACAUUUUCGGAAGUUCGGCCAUCUUAUGGAGGAGGCUUUCAAGGUGGAUUUGGAAGUCAGUCAAUCUCAACUACAGAUGCUCAAAAGCAACCUCCACAGUCAGCUUUUGGAUUUAUGUUCAAUAGUGGUUUCGGUGUGUCAAGAUCAGAAUCUGCGGUUCAAAACCUUAAAGUACCUCCACCUGGUGGUCUCCCUCCGAUAGGAUUUGGGUCAGCUUCUAAUAAUAGACCUUCCAAUAUAUUAUUUGGUUCACCUGCCUCUCAUAACGUAACAGUUCCAGGAGUUAUUUCGCAGAGCGUGGCUAUUGAAUCUUUUGGUUCGUUUUCACCAGAUAACCGUGUUCUUAUAAACGAAGAUGGGAAUGCAUCAGAAAAUCAUAUUAUUUCCGAUAUAGAUUUGUUAUAUAAAUUUUUGAGAUUACAAUCAUUUGAUGGGAAAUUCUUACCUACCGAAGAGUUUUAUUCAUAUUUUGACUUUGGAGAUAGGAGUGACGCCGAUUGUAGCUUAAGAGAAUUUGGAAUUAAGCAUAAUAUCGAUGAAGUUGCUUGGACCACAUCAGUAGCAAUCAAAUAUUUAGAAAUUGUUAUUGGAGAAAAAUAUCAAGCCGAAAGUGAAAUGUGCCGAGAGAAAGCAGAAAGGGCUCUGAAAAAGAUUAUUGGAGAGGGUGAAGAAAACGAGAAGAUUAUAGAAAUUGCUCAGGAAUGGGUUAGUAAAUGGUUCUUAAAGGGAAAUACGAACGUCACUAAAGCAUGCUAA